AUGAGUCAUAACAAAGCUCUAAAGACAUUCUUGCUCUUGCUAAAAAGGAAAUCCAAAAUAGAAACAGUAAAAGAGCAGAACACUCAUCUCUCUCUACAUGUUGCAGAGAGAGACUCAGAGAGAAAGAGAAACAGUAUUUAUCAAUUCCUCAAUAGGUACUGGAGGAGGACCCUGGGUCUACAGGUGCGCUAUGCAGACUGUGGGGGGUACCGCUUCUGUUACUCUUACAGAGGGAAGCCAGGGUUCAGACCAUCCAUCCUCAUGCUACAUGGUUUCUCUGCUCACAAAGACACAUGGCUCACUAUGGUCAAGUAUCUACCCAAACACCUGCACAUACUGUGCGUGGAUAUGCCUGGCCAUGAGGGAACCACUCGUACCAACUCAGAGGACUACUCCAUCCAAGGCCAGGUCAAGAGGAUUCAUCAGUUUGUGGAAAACGUUCGACUGAACAGGAAGCCCUUCCAUCUGGUCGGGACCUCCAUGGGGGGCAAUGUGGCAGGGGUGUACGCAGCCAGCUUCCCCUCCGAAAUCUGUAGCAUCACCCUUAUCUGUCCAGCAGGUAUACGAUACCCCUGUGAGACAAAAUUUGACAAUCAUCUGCAGGACCUUGAGCACAGCCAUUACACUCUGAGCAUCCCACUGAUUCCGUCCACGCCAGAGGAGAUGGAGGAUAUGCUCAGGCUUUGCUCCCAUGUCCGCUUUAAGAUCCCUCGACAGAUUCUUCAAGGACUGGUGGAUGUUCGCCUUCCACACAAUGAUUUUUAUCAAGAAGUUUUCAUGGAGUUAUUGGGUGAGAACUCCAGAUACGCCCUACAGGAAAAUUUGCAGCUGAUCACUGCCCCUUUGCAAGUCAUUUGGGGUAAACAGGACCAGGUGGUGGAUGUCUCUGGAGCUGUGGUAGUGGCGGAGGCCUUGCCCGGUUGCAGGGUGGAUCUGUUAGAGAACUGUGGCCACUCUGUGGUGAUGGAGAGGCCUCGCCGGACGGCCAAACUCAUCAUGGAGUUUAUUAUCUCCCUGGGUACCACCAGCGGAACCAUUAAGAAGUUCUCCUGAGAAUUAUAUUCUUUAUGGAAGUUUUAUUAUUUAGUCAAGCAUUUUACUUUGAAAUGUAAAAAAAAAAAAGUUUUACGAUCAACUAAUUACUGGAAACUCUUAUAUUUUCAGAUUCAGGUAUUUUUUUCACCCAUGGAAUAUCUUGGUCAUAUAUGUUGUUUUCCUCUUCCUGCAAUAUUGGAUGAUAUUUGACUAAAUUAGUAAACCAUGCCUGUGUCUAAUUUCAUUGAUUUUCAUCAAACUAUGCUGAUGGAAUGUUUGUAGCUAGCCUAUGUGCAUAAAAUAAAGAAUACUUCCAUCUCUUUUCUAUCAUCACUCAAAAUAUGUGUUUUAAUCUAGUCACUGUAGAUGCAUUUAUGUAUGUGUUUGUUGUUAAUUUGA
This is a messenger RNA of Salvelinus fontinalis (brook trout), 1434 nucleotides long. It is a transcript of the gene abhd6b, whose product is annotated as abhydrolase domain containing 6, acylglycerol lipase b. The transcript is spliced from 7 exons. The coding region runs from base 1 to 1053 and encodes 350 amino acids. NCBI's taxonomy places the organism in Eukaryota, Metazoa, Chordata, Actinopteri, Salmoniformes, Salmonidae. The record is from RefSeq and is a predicted model, not a curated record.